This is a messenger RNA of Brachypodium distachyon (stiff brome), 3096 nucleotides long. RefSeq names its product phosphatidylinositol-3-phosphatase myotubularin-1. Lineage: Eukaryota; Viridiplantae; Streptophyta; Magnoliopsida; Poales; Poaceae. The transcript is spliced from 19 exons. Gene Ontology annotation, molecular function: phosphatase activity. Gene Ontology annotation, biological process: dephosphorylation. Bases 131 to 2614 code for a protein of 827 amino acids. The record is from RefSeq and is a predicted model, not a curated record.
AAACCGACCCCUCCGCCGAACACAACGCCCCCACCCUUUCUUCUCGGCCGCGCGCCGCGACACCGAGAAGCCGCGCGCCGCGUGGACCCGGGACCGCCGCAGGCCCCCGCUCCUCGCCCGCCCGCCGGAGAUGGAGGCCUCCGGCAGCUGGGACGCCAUCGACUGGAACCAAAUCGAGGAUCCGAGGUCGCGGAGGUCGUCGCAGGGCAUGGAGGAGUUCCUGCUGGAGGACGAGGAGGUGCACGCCCAGGGUCAUGGCGUUGUUCUACUAAACACAGACGAGGCUGGCACUGUUUCAGUGACAAAUUUCCGUCUUCUCUUUGUGAGCCAGGCAACAAAAAGCGUAGUAGAGUUGGGUACCAUCCCUCUAACUACAAUUGAGAAGUUAAAUGAUGAUGUAAAGCUUCAAUCCCUGCCUCGCCAGUAUGAUAAGAAGCAGCCUCGUGAACUUCUUCAAGUCAUUGGUAAAGACAUGCGAGUUAUUGUGUUCGCUUUUCGUCCUAGAACCAAGCAGAAAAAUGAAGUGUUUGACACUUUGAGAAGAUAUACUAAACCUGCUCAUCUGUGGGAUCUUUAUGCAUUUUCUUGUGAUCCAUCCACCGUUGAUAAGAAAUCCGAUCCAAAGUUGCGUCUAUUGAAGGAAUACCAUCGUCUUUUUAGGAAAUGGUUUUCUCACUCAUCGAGUAGUGGGCUUGAAGUUGAAAAGGAUUCUUUGCGUAACGCUUGGUGGAGGGUGACCUCAGUAAAUUCUAACUAUUCAUUAUGUUCAACUUACCCAUCUCAGUUGAUUGUUCCAAGGAGCAUAAGUGAUGAAGAUUUAUGGCAAGCUUCUACUUUCCGAGCUGGCAAGCGCUUGCCUAUUAUUUCGUGGUGUGACCCUGAAUCUGGAGCUGUCCUGGCAAGGUCAUCGCAGCCAAUGGUGGGAUUAAUGAUGAAUUUUAGGAACAAUUCUGAUGAGAAGCUUGUUUCUGCUCUUUGCACCCAAACUGAUGCCACCGGGUCUCCAAGGAAGUUAUACAUAGUUGAUGCCCGACCAAGAGCAAAUGCUUUAGCAAAUGGGGCAAAGGGUGGCGGCUCAGAGUCAUCUUCUAACUAUCCAAAAUCUGAGGUUCUCUUUUUAGGAAUACAAAACAUCCACACGAUGAGAGAUAGUCUUUCUCGUCUUAGGGACUAUGUUGAUGCCCAUGGAUCAAUCUCAUCCAACGGAUCGUCUUCAGCUGUAUCCCUCGUCGGAGAUCGGAGAAAUCGUGGAUCAACCUGGGGUGGAGGGAACCUUAAUAGCAUGACACAGUUUUCUUCGAUGUUGGGGGAAUGGCUAAACCAUAUCCAGAACAUCCUCGUUGGUGCUUCAUGGAUCGCUGCCCAAAUAGCCCAGGAAUCAGCAUCAGUUCUUAUCCAUUGCAGUGAUGGAUGGGACCGCACAACCCAGUUAAUUGCACUUGCUUGUUUGUUGCUUGAUCCCUACUAUCGAACGUUCAAUGGAUUCCAGGCCCUUGUGGAAAAAGAUUGGCUAGCUUUUGGUCACCCGUUUGCAGAGAGAAUGGGAAUUCCAACGGUAACUGAGAAUGGGGGGUCGCAGUAUGAGCUACUACGGCAACCUUCCCUUGGGAAUUUAAGCAGUUCGCCAAGCAGAAGUACUUUGGGGACACCAGGAUCAUCCUCUAAUACAUCAGUUCAAUCCCAGACAUCAAACAACAGUUCACCCAUACUGUUACAGUGGCUUGAUUGUAUUGCUCAGUUGUUACGCCUAUACCCAUCUGCAUUUGAGUUUUCAUCUAAAUUCCUAGUUGACUUUAUGGAUUGUGUGUUUUCAUGUCGCUUUGGAAACUUCCUAUGCAAUAGCGAGCGGGAAAGGGAGCAGUCUGGCGUUACAAGCUCUUGUCAUUGCAUGUGGACUUACUUGGCUGAUCUUCGGGCUUCUGGUGGCAACUUCCAUGAGCACUUUAAUCCAUUUUAUGACCCAGUCAAGUAUAAUGCUCCCCUAGUGCCCCCUGCUGCAGCACUUGCUCCUACCCUAUGGCCUCAAUUUUAUUUGAGAUGGACAUGUCCCCCUGAAUCACAAGGUGGCGGUCUUGAAUCCCAAUGGCAUUCAAUGAGUAAAAAAUAUGCAGACUCAAUUAAGGCGAAGGAGAUAGCUGAAUCAAGAUCAAGAGAUAUUAAAAUGAAGAUGGAAUCUAUGCUAGCAGACUUGCAGAGGGAGAGGCGUGCAAGCAGUUCAGCCUUAGCCAUGGCCCAAAGGGCUCGAAGAGAGAAUGGCGCCAUUAAAAGGGCAAUACGAACUAUAGGUUGCAAUGUUAAUUUCUCAAUGAACAAAAACCAAGUGGACAAAACAGAGGGGCUGUCAUAUUCAGUUCGUAGAGAAGCAGAUUCUGGAGCCCAGGAAGAUGAUAAUGCUGACUUGUCUGUAUCAAUCUCCGCAGUCGAGGACAGUUUGGUAUCAGAGACACCAAGCAACCAAGUUUGUGAGUCGCUCUGCCCGUUCCGCACAAGAGAAGGGUGCAGAUGGCCACAUGCUGCGUGCGCACAGCUAGGAAGCCAGUUUGUUGGAUUGAAAGCAAAUUUCGAUGCUUUUGACCGGCUAUCUAUAGAAGACUGCUAUUUUGGUCCAGAAUAGGGGUGACAAUGAGCUCAUGCCAGUUUGAGAUGCACUUGGCAGCUGCCAAUACUCUUUUUUCGUGGCGCCGCCUCCCAGUCUGCAUUAAGAGCAAAGGAUGUGCGCCGAGAGCAUUACUUUGACGUGAAGAACUCAAAAAUUCCUCUUUGGUGUACUUAUGGCGUCUGCUGGGCAGCUAGUGUUCGGCAUUAGGGGUUAGCAAUUGGUUAAGAGGCCACCGGCCCACCGGGGACUGAAAAAACCAGUCCUUUGUGUUGUAUAGUUUUAUGCAGAAUAAAGCCAGAUGCGAAAGAGUAGUAGUUACUUUACCCAUUUUUUGUUUCACUAACAUUCAUGACAUCCGGUUAAGCUUCUUCGAAAUAAGAGCUCAUGUACAUCCUGCUUAGGUGAAUAAAAUGUGAUCUGUAAACAUUACAUGUGGGUUGUAGCACUGUUUACUGAGCUCUUUUGAUGAAAUUAUUAUAAUCACAUUCUUUUCAUUA